Punica granatum (pomegranate) is the source of this 2896-nucleotide messenger RNA. Lineage: Eukaryota; Viridiplantae; Streptophyta; Magnoliopsida; Myrtales; Lythraceae. The record is from RefSeq and is a predicted model, not a curated record.
CUGAAAGAUCAUAAUAUCUGCCCCCCGACACCAAAUUCUACCUCCGACCAAAAACCCUUCGCAUGGCAAAUUUCAUCCUCUUCCUCGUUCAUUUUAAUUAAAUUGUAAUCCCCCGAUCCUCCAUUGUCGUCGUCCUCAGCAAAGCUCAAUCUACCAGCCGUGAAGCUGAAUCAGAUCACUGUACCGAAGGAAUCAGCGAUUGCGGCGACGAACCCUAUUUGUGGCUUUGCAACGUAGCUAUGAUAUUUUCCAGGAUCAGCCGAUCGGUUCUGAGAUCUUCUCGCUCUAAGAAUGCAUGUCAUCUGGGAGGUGUCAGAUCAGUGAUAUCGAAUGGCUCUGCACUUCCGAGGGCGGCCGGCGAUGCUUACCUCGGCAGCAAGUUGGGUUUUUUGAGGGAAUACGUAGCUGCCAUUGGAGCUCAGAAGGAUUUUAUUCCAAAGUCUAAUGUGUCCGAUUUAAGCUACAUUCUCGCUAACCCUAGAUUUCGCCGGUUCUUGUCCGAUGAAGCACCUAAGAAGAAGAAUUAUGAGAAUUUCUACCCGAAGGAGAAGAAAGAAGUCCCGAAAGGGGAUGAUCAAAAGUCUGAAUCCAAAGAGGAAUCGAACACAGAUGAUCAUGGGAAUUUCGAGGAGACUUUCAUCAAGCAGAUCCAGAAUAUGUUCACACCAUUGUUAGUGAUAGCGCUGUUUUUAUCUUCCUUCUCUUUGGGUGCUGGUGAGCAACAGCAGAUUAGUUUUCAAGAGUUCAAGAACAAGCUUCUUGAACCAGGUUUGGUAGACCAUAUAGUUGUCUCCAAUAAAUCAGUUGCCAAAGUAUAUGUGAGGAGCUCGCCGCGAAAUCAAACAACUGAGGAUGUUGUGCAAGGAACCACACAUGGUAGCCAAAUCAAUGGUCAUGGUGGUCAGUACAAAUACUAUUUUAAUAUCGGAAGUGUUGAAUCCUUUGAGGAGAAGUUGGAAGAAGCCCAGGAAGCUCUGGGAAUUGAUCCUCAUGAUUAUGUUCCUGUCACAUACACAUCUGAAAUGGUCUGGUACCAGGAGCUGUUGAGAUUUGCACCAACUCUCCUGCUUUUGGGAACACUCUUCUACAUGGGGCGAAGAAUGCAGGGUGGACUUGGCGUUGGUGGUAGCGGUGGAAGAGGCGCUCGUGGAAUAUUCAACAUAGGAAAGGCCCAUGUUACUAAAGUGGAUAAAAACGCCAAGAACAAGGUGUAUUUUAAGGAUGUUGCUGGUUGUGAUGAAGCAAAGCAAGAAAUAAUGGAGUUUGUGCAUUUUCUUAAGAACCCGAAGAAAUAUGAGGAGUUGGGGGCAAAAAUUCCAAAGGGCGCUCUCUUGGUAGGACCUCCUGGAACUGGAAAGACGCUGUUGGCCAAAGCUACAGCUGGAGAAUCUGGAGUUCCUUUUCUGUCUAUUUCAGGUUCUGAUUUCAUGGAGAUGUUUGUUGGUGUUGGGCCUUCAAGGGUGAGAAACUUGUUUCAGGAAGCAAGGCAGUGUGCCCCCAGUAUCGUAUUUAUUGAUGAGAUUGAUGCAAUUGGUCGAGCAAGGGGGCGUGGAGCUUUCAGUGGUGCUAACGAUGAGCGUGAAAGCACUCUCAAUCAGUUGCUUGUAGAAAUGGAUGGGUUUGGAACGACUGCCGGAGUGGUGGUCCUCGCUGGCACCAAUAGGCCUGACAUUUUAGACAAAGCCCUUUUAAGGCCUGGUCGAUUUGAUCGUCAGAUUUCAAUUGAUAAGCCUGAUAUUAAAGGCCGCGAACAGAUCUUCCAGAUCUACUUGAAGAAGAUCAAGCUCAACAAUGAGCCUUCGUAUUACUCUCAGAGGCUUGCUGCCCUCACUCCAGGAUUUGCUGGUGCAGACAUUGCAAAUGUUUGCAAUGAAGCUGCUCUGAUCGCCGCGAGGGGUGAGAGUAAGGAGGUCACGUUGGAGCAUUUUGAGGCAGCUAUUGAUCGUAUCAUCGGUGGCCUCGAGAAGAAGAACAGGGUGAUAAGCAAGCUGGAGAGGCGGACAGUCGCAUAUCAUGAGUCGGGCCACGCUGUUACUGGAUGGUUCUUGGAACAUGCCGAGCCCUUACUGAAGGUAACGAUUGUUCCUCGCGGAACAGCUGCCCUUGGGUUUGCACAGUAUGUCCCCAAUGAGAAUCUUCUCAUGACGAAGGAGCAGCUGUUUGAUGUUACAUGCAUGACCCUGGGUGGCCGAGCAGCUGAACAGGUCUUGUUGGGAAAGAUUUCGACGGGAGCUCAGAAUGACUUGGAGAAGGUGACGAGGAUGACUUACGCUCAGGUGGCUGUAUACGGAUUCAGCGAGAAAGUGGGCCUCCUGUCCUUCCCUCCGAGGGAGGAUGGCUUUGACAUGUCCAAGCCGUACAGCAGCAAGACAGCGGCGAUCAUCGACACCGAGGUCCGGGAGUGGGUGAACAAGGCGUACGAGCGGACGGUCGAGUUGGUAACUGAGCACAAGGAGCACGUGGCCAAAAUCGCGGAGCUCCUGCUCGAGAAGGAAGUCCUUCACCAGGAUGACCUGGUCCGAGUCUUGGGGGAGCGGCCUUUCAAGUCAAGCGAGAUGACGAACUACGACCGGUUCAAGAUGGGUUUCCAGCAGGAGGACAAGGCGGCUUCUCAGCAGGCCCCGGAGAGCGGCGCCCCUGUCGCAGAGGACGACGGACCUUCCUCUUCUCCUCUUGAUCCUCAGGUGGUACCAACAUAAAGGGGAGGGGCCAACUCGCUGCUGACAUUUUACAAAUUUUCCUUUAUUUUUUUCCCCCCAUAAAUUAAUUGUAGUAUUUUUGUACAUGAUUUAUUUCGAUUUUCGAACUUCCAUAAUGCCAAUGCCGUGGCCGUGGCCAUGGAUGGAAGCUGUACAAUUGAAUCUUGUGAUCGUAGUCUCUCUCUUCCUCUCUUUUU